AUGUAUAGGAACCACAGGACAAAUCAUGAAUACGCUAGUCCCAUGGUGAUUAACGUAAACAGUAAACAAGUGAACCUUCCACCCAUAAAUUACAAUAGAUACACAUCGAGGAAUAUGAAUGUAAGUCCAAUUUACAGUCAAAGUAAUUUAAAAUCAGGCGAACACUUGAAAAACCAUGUGCAAUAUUACCUAAAUGGAAAUGAUCCUGAAAGGACUCCUCUGAAAUAUAACACUUCGCAGAAUAUACCGUGGAGAACAGAUGAAAGGCAGAAAACGAUAAGUGUGUUUAACUUAACCAAACAGAGAGAUCAAAAACAGACGGAGAUUAACUCGAUGCAUGCAAAGCAGGAAGAAGUAAAGAAAAUUGUAAGAAAUUAUGAAAAUUCUAUUCGAGUACCGACUAACUACAGUUCCAGCAAUAGCACUAGGACAAAAGCAUUUGACAUACGCGCGAUUGAAUUUGCUAGGGAAGCACCUCCAUUAAAAAUGGAUAAAAACAGAAUUCAUUUUCCUCAAGUAGAAAAUAAUCCAGUACCUAUUCGUAUUCAAAGAGAAACCAGCAAUAAUAUAGAUAUAUUAAACAAGGGAGAAGAAUACAAAAAUAUGCACCAUAUGAUAAGUAAAAGUAACAACUAUGUGAUGACACGAAAGAAAGAAAAUAUGACCGUGCCAAGUCAGAUGAAAAAAAAUGAUUCUAUGAUAAGUAGUACAUUUGGAAAUUGUACAUUAUCGGAAAAUAUUAAAAAUAAAAGUAAAAUUUGGGGAUCUACAGAAUUCCAGCGGAAUGAUGACGAGAAGUUUAAUAAAGGAGAAGCUCAUAAGAAUAUAGAAAAAGUAAUAGAACAAAAGGGAGAGAAGAAAAGUAACAAAACUGAUGAAGAAAUAAAAAACGAUAAACUGAGAAAUUUCACAAAGAAGAACAAUGACUACAAGGCAGGUAAGGAUAACAUGAAGAAGGGGAAACUGUUUAGAGAUGAAAAAAAAAUAUAUUUGUCUUCACCUCAUAAUAAUAAAAAUGUGCAAAAAAAUCAAUUUCAUAAAAAGCUAGUAACAUAUAAAAGCAACAGAGAAACCUUGCCUUGCAACCUUUCAAUCGAUUUAAAAAAUGAUUCAUUAAACUUAAGCAAAGGGUUAAGGAUUUUUCAACAUAUGAUAGUUGUUGAUAAAAACAGUGUACUAAAAAUAUGGAAUGGAUAUGAAUGGAAAAAAGUAGAAAAUUAUUUUCAAUUUGUAAUUAAAGCUAGAUAUGACAAUGAGGGGCAUAUAUGGUGCAUUAACCAUUCAUAUGAAAUACUUAAAAGAAUGAAAAAUAAAUUUAAAAACUUUGGAAAUUUAGCUAAUGAGGAAAUUAUGGAUAUAAGUUUUGAUAAAAAAAAUGUAUUAUGGUGUGUUAAUCGUAAAGGAGAAUUGCUCAAGUGGAAUAGAACAAAAUGGAAUAAAAUAAAAUACACCGGGUUUCAUAAAUUAAUAAGUUUAGCCUUUGAUAGGACAGGGGAUUUAUGGGCAAUCAAUACAAAGAGGAAUCUAGCAAUAUGGUGUGAAAAAGACAAUUGUUGGAAUGAAAAAAUUGUAAAAGAUGAUUUAAAACUUUGUUCCUUAGAUUUUGAUAAUAAUGGACAUAUCUGGGUUAUUUCAACUUCAGGGGCAUUGUUAACCUAUUCUCGUGGGAACUGGAUGAACUUUGGGUAUGUCUCUUUAGAUCAGUUGAUUUCUGUAGGGUUCAAGAAAAUAUGCAAGCAGUAA
Plasmodium gonderi is the source of this 1743-nucleotide messenger RNA. Its product is annotated as thioredoxin-like associated protein 2. The record is from RefSeq and is a predicted model, not a curated record. The transcript has a single exon. NCBI's taxonomy places the organism in Eukaryota, Apicomplexa, Aconoidasida, Haemosporida, Plasmodiidae. Bases 1 to 1743 code for a protein of 580 amino acids.